Molecule: messenger RNA, 1776 nt
Organism: Desarmillaria tabescens
Lineage: Eukaryota; Fungi; Basidiomycota; Agaricomycetes; Agaricales; Physalacriaceae
Product: aryl-alcohol oxidase precursor
Exons: 11
Coding region: 1-1776 (591 amino acids)
Molecular function (GO): flavin adenine dinucleotide binding; oxidoreductase activity, acting on CH-OH group of donors
Source: RefSeq, a predicted model, not a curated record
AUGCUUUUCUCCGUCCUCGCCUUUCUUGUAUUAUGCCCCGUCGUGCUUGGCGCCAUAUAUGAAAGCUAUGACAGCCUUCCCAAGAAAGAUUUCCAUUAUAUCAUCGUCGGAGGCGGGACGGCAGGCAAUGUACUUGCCAAUCGUUUAACCGAAGAUCUGAAUGCCUCUGUUCUUGUUCUCGAAGCGGGCGAAUCAACAGCAGACGUCCUUCUCUCGCAGGUCCCGUUCUUUUCUCCUCGUGCAAUAAAAUCAUCAUUAGAUUGGAACUUUACCACCACUGAGCAGCCAGGAUUGAACCGACGGUCUAUCCCAUACCCUCGUGGAUACGGUUUGGGAGGAAGCAGCGCCAUCAAUUCUAUGUUCUAUACCCGUGGUUCCUCGCAAGACUAUGACCGUUACGCUCGGAUCAGUGGUGACCCGGGAUGGGGAUGGGACGCUCUACGACCGUAUAUUCGUAAGAAUGAACGUUUCCUCACUCCUGCCGACCAUCACAAUGCUACCGGCAAGUUCAACCCCAAGGUCCAUGGCUUCAAUGGAGUCACGUCCGUCUCUCUGCCCGAAUAUCCGCGUGCCACGGACGACCGCGUCAUUCAAACAACGAUGGAUCAUGCUAGCGAGUUCCCGUUCAACUUGGAUUAUAAUUCCGGGUACCAGCUGGGUAUUGGAUGGGCACCCUUAACGAUUGGAAAUGGUACUAGAAGCAGCUCACAGACGUCGUAUCUCGGUCCUGAGUUCAUCGACCGACCAAAUCUGCAUGUCUUGAUUCGCGCCCGUGUUACCCGGAUUCUCCAAAGCAAGAACAACAAUGCAUCGCCCUACCUACCCUCAUUUAUCGCCGUUGAGUUUACUCAGGAUGCUGGAGGCAAAUCAUCAUCCAAGGCAUUUAACCAAGCACAGAUCAUUCUCUCUGCCGGAUCCAUCGGCACACCGCAUAUACUCCUUCAUUCUGGUAUAGGUGAUAGCGACCUCCUUUCAGCUCUAGGAAUUACUUCCAUUGUUCACCUCCCCGAUGUUGGCAAGAACUUGUCGGACCACAUCCUAUGGGACAUCCCCUUUAUCGUUACCGACCCCAAUACGAUCGACAACAUUUAUUACAGAAAUACUACUUUCCAAGCGGAGGUUUUGGCCGAGUGGCAAGCCAAUCGAACAGGCUUUUUGACAGCGGGUUCGGCAAACCAGUUAGCCUUCCUUCGUAUCCCCGAUACUGCCAAAGUUCUGAAUGAAGAACCGUCCGCGGGGAAUGAAACGGCGCAUUACGAGCUGGCCUUUUUGAACGGUCUUGUCAAUGGUCCUACCAACGCCGGGAACUUCUUUGUAGUUGUAUCCUCACUUCUUUGUCCUUUGUCGCGCGGGGAUGUUACCAUCAACAGCUUAAACCCAUUGGACCCACCGCUGAUCAACCCGAAUUAUCUCUCACAUCCACAAGACCUCGCUGUCAUAAAGUACGCUAUCGAGAGUGUGAAGAGGUUUGUCAAUAUCACGGCGUGGGAAGGAUAUAUUCUCGAGAUGGCGACGAAUACCACCGAUGAUGAUAUCAAGAAUAGGGCAUCAAGCGUAUAUCAUCCGGUUGGCACUGCGAGUAUGUCCCCGGUUGGUGCCGACUGGGGUGUGGUUAACCCGGAUUUGACGAUGAAGGGCGCGAUGGGAGUGAGGAUUGUGGAUGCUUCGGUUUUGCCGUUCGUGCCUGCAGGACAUACUAUGGCGCCGGUGUAUGCCUUUGCGGAGAGGGCAGCGGAUUUGAUCAAAGCUAGCUCGGCGAAAAGCAGCGGGUACUAG